This is a messenger RNA of Rhinolophus ferrumequinum (greater horseshoe bat), 889 nucleotides long. RefSeq names its product glutathione S-transferase A4. The record is from RefSeq and is a predicted model, not a curated record. Gene Ontology annotation, biological process: glutathione metabolic process; xenobiotic metabolic process. The transcript is spliced from 7 exons. Lineage: Eukaryota; Metazoa; Chordata; Mammalia; Chiroptera; Rhinolophidae. Bases 71 to 739 code for a protein of 222 amino acids. Gene Ontology annotation, molecular function: glutathione transferase activity.
CUCACUUUGUCCCCUCACAGCACCGGAGACAAGAGCCGGGAAGAGAUAAGAAAACCCUGAGCCAGAAGUCAUGGCAGCCAAACCCAAGCUCUACUACUUUCGUGGCAGGGGCAGGAUGGAGUCGAUCCGCUGGCUGCUGGCUGCAGCUGGAGUGGAGUUUGAAGAAGAAUUUCUUGAAACAAGAGAACAGUAUGAGAAGUUACAGAAGGAUGGACGCCUGCUGUUUGGUCAGGUGCCUCUGGUUGAAAUUGAUGGAAUGACGCUGACACAGACUAGAGCCAUCCUCGGCUACCUUGCUGCCAAGUACAACUUGUAUGGGAAGGACCUGAAGGAGACCGUCAGGAUCAACAUGUACACGGAUGGCACUCAGGACCUCAUGACGAUGAUCAUGCUGGCUGCGUUCAAACCGCCAGAGGAAAAAGAGGAGAACAUUGCUUUAAUCGUGACGAAAGCUAAAACUCGUUACUUCCCCGUCUUUGAAAAGAUUUUGAAAGAGCAUGGAGAGGAUUUUCUCGUUGGCAAUAAAUUCAGUUGGGCAGACAUACAAUUGUUAGAAGCUAUUUUAAUGGUGGAAGAACUCAAUGCUUCUGUUCUUUCUGACUUCCCUCUGCUAAAGGCAUUUAAAACAAGAAUCAGCAACAUCCCUACAAUUAAGAAGUUCCUGCAGCCUGGCAGUCAGAGGAAGCCACCGCCGGACAGCCACUAUGUGAAAGUAGUCAGGAAUACCCUGCAGUUCUGAUGGCAGCGGGUCUUCACGAUGGCCGACAGUCACCAUCCACUCGCAGCACCAGCCGGUGCCGAUCAAGGCUAACUGUAGGGGUAAAGUGUCUGAAAACCACAAAACCGUGCUGCCAUCCACAGCAAAUGCACAUUAAAUGCAAUAUGAACC